Molecule: messenger RNA, 9371 nt
Organism: Peromyscus californicus insignis
Lineage: Eukaryota; Metazoa; Chordata; Mammalia; Rodentia; Cricetidae
Gene: Msantd2
Product: Myb/SANT DNA binding domain containing 2
Exons: 4
Coding region: 7756-8745 (329 amino acids)
Source: RefSeq, a predicted model, not a curated record
GAUGCUCCUGCCUCCACCUCCCAGUGCUAGAAUUACAGGAGUAUACCCACCAUGUCCUGUGCUGAUCAUCUAAAUUUCUUACAACUUUCUAAAUAAGCUUAGGUUGCCCCAAGGCAGAAACUUACAGUAAACUUAGAACUUGCUUUUCUGUUAAAUUUUCAUAGAAAUGGUAAGAGAUCUCAUGCAGUUUAUAGUUCAUACCAUGUAAAUGCAAAAAAAAAAAAAAUCUUUACAUUUAGAACUGGUUAAAUCUUGAUUUAAUGUUUAGUCCUAGAAUUCUUUUUUUUUUUUUUUCCUUUUUUUUUAUCUUCAGAUUGUGUAUGAGUGUGUUGCCUGCCUGUGUGUCUGCAGCAUAUAUGUGCUGGUUGCCCUCAGAGGUCAGAAGAGGACAUCAGAUCUUCUGGGACUAGAAUUAUAGUCAAUGGAGAACCACCAUGUGGUUGCUAGGAAUUGAACUUGGGUCCUCUACAAGAUCAUUCAGUGCUUUUAACUACUGAGCCAUCUAUCUCUCCAGCCAUGGGGUAGAUGUCUUGAUGGGGGAUUCUAGUAGCUUAAGUUUUUAGGUGAGCUCUUAUGGAUGUCAGGAUUGAUUUCAUAAAUACAUAAAUUUACUAGUGGAAACACUUAUUAUAGGCUGUCUUAGAUGGUAGUUUCCAGUAAGAAAACAAGUACAGUUGAUGGUGGUGGCGCACACCUUUAAUCCCAGCACUCGGGGCAGAGGUAGGCGGAUCUCUCAGGCCAGCCUGGUCAACACAAGGUGUUCCGGGACAACUAGGGCUACACAGGGAAACCCUGUCUCGAAAGAAAGGAAGAAAACAAGUUCAAAAUGAGAUAAUCACGUGGACAGCAUAUGAAAGGGAUUAAGUGGCCUACUAUUCAUGUUCAUUUUUAAAAACUUUCUGGGUGUGCCCCGCAGUGUGCUUGUGGAUGUCAGAGGACAACUCUGCAGUUGGUUCUCUGUCCCCCUUUGUGUGGCUCUGGGCAUGGAAGUCAGGUGGCCAGGCCUCUUGAGCAAGCAUCUUUACUUGAUGAGCCUUCUCAUCGACCUGGUGGUUUGACUUUUAAACUUUGAAUGAGUAGAGCCCACUUUUGUGUUUCAGCAGCAAGGUAAUGUUACUAUAAUAAAAGCUGGUCAGGAUUUUUAUUGUUAUUUGGGUUUUUGUUGUUAGGGGAGUGACAUGAUUGUGGAAUCAUAAUAUAAAGUGUUUGUAUGGGUAUUUAUGUGUUAAAUAUUGUGUUAUUGUUUACUUAUGUGUAUGUGUCUGAGGAGGUCAGAUGGGUGUCCGAUCCCUUGGAGCUGGAGUUACAGGUUAUUAUGAGCUUCCUGAUGUGGAUGCUAAAAAUCGGACUCAGGUCCUCCUCAAGAACCAUACAUGUUCUUAACUCCUGAGCCAUUUCUUCCGUCUCAUAUGGAGACUAUAAAAAGGGGAGGAAUGUGUCCCUCUGCUAUGCCAGAAGUGCUUUUGUGAAUGUGCUUCCAGCCUCGUUAUCACCUAUUAGUAAAUUAGUGACAAUUUUAAUGUUACCGGAAUACCGCUUGGAGUCAGAGCCUCAAGUGUGAAGGGUUGAGAAAACAAAAACUUGGAAAAAGAUUCUGAUGUAACAACUUUAGAGAAAUGCUUUUCCUGGAGUACCAUCCUGUAUGGAUAUCACACCCUGUUUAAUGUUCCCUUCCAAGUUAGGCUCCGUUAUAAGUGAUUCCCUAGCAUGCCCGAGAGUCCAUUCCCAGUCUAGCAUAUAUAGCAUUUGCCAAGCUUUUCCAUAGUACCUGCCAGUUUUGUUGGAGUCCUUUAGUUUUGUUUUGAGAUGGGGUCUUAGGUAGCCUAGACUGACCUUGUAUUUCCAGAAGGAAUGAAUUUUAAAAUACUGCUUUUUGCCACUUGAGAGAAAUGAAUUGUUGCUUAUCACAGAAAACAAGGCCUUAAAAAAGCAAACAAGUAAAGUGAGAUCUUUGUACAUUCUUUUUGUUUUAUUGGCAGGGUCUGGCUAUUUAGCCCAGGAUAGCCCAGAAUUUUCUGUCCUCCUGCCUCUACUUCUCUAGUGCUAAAAUUACAAGUGUGCACCACCACAUCUGGGAUACUUUUUUUUUUAACUUAAAUAAUUGAUUAAAAUGAAUUGAGAAACCAAGCAAUAAGAUAUUUUUUUUCUGAAUCAGAUACUGUUCUCCUUUGUUUUUAUUUACUUAUUUGUUUAUUGUGAGCUUUACUAAAAUUUUCUUGGAAAAAAAAAACAAAACAAAAAAGGAGAGCUGGGUGCUAUGUAACAUGUCUUUGGCUGCAGCUUAUGAGAAGUUGAGGUGAGGAAAUCUCUUGACUUUGGGUUCAGCCUUGGCAACACAGUGAGACUUUGGCCCUGAGAGGAUUACACUCAGUUGACCGUGUAUGGCAGUGAAGCCUUCACCUGCCGAGCCCUCCUGCUGGCGCAGGUUGUGCCAGUCUUUAAAAUCUCUUCUGAAGCCUGUCAUACGAAUGAGUCUGCUUAUCUUAGACUUCCUAAUACAUACUACAUUCUUUCUAGAAGAAAGCUUGUGUGCUGUAGCACAGCAGCUUUAAAGCAGAGGUGUAUGGGCUCCUCAGAGAUUGUGUGACAUUGGUAAUGUGUACAUUUUCCUCAGGAGGGGAUCCACGGCCCUGAUAGGCUAAGACUCCCCUGGAUAGAAAAAGGGAAAGCAAAGGGUUUAGAAUUAGAAGGUUUUUACUUGACAGAGCUUUCUCUUAACAAUAGAAUGGUGGGGGUGAGGGGUGGGAAAUGACACAAAUUUCCUAUAUUUUUUCUUAGUCUUUUUGUUUGUUUGUUUUUAAAGGAUUUAGUCAAUUGGAAAGUCAGUUUGCCAGAUAUCAAUGUACAGAAACCCAGUUUGAUAAAUACUAAGAUUUUUGCCCAAAUGGCUUUGUUUUAGGUACUUUCUACCCCCAAAUUUGCAAUUGUAUGUCAAAAGAUACAAUUGCAAAUUUAUGCUUUUGUUUUGUAUUGGUUUGAUUUUUUUUUCUUUUCUUUUUGAGACAGACCUCUCUAUCUCUGGCUGUCUUGGAGCUCUAUGUAGACCAGGCUGGCCUAGAACUCACAAGAGAUUCUCCAACCACUGUCUCCCAAUGUUGGGAUUACAAGCAUGUUCCAGCUACUGUUAGCAUGUUAAGCAAGCACUCUUUCAAUUGAGCUACAUCCCCAGCCCCCAAAUGUUAGAGUGUGUGUGUGUGUGUGUGUGUGUGUGUGUGUGUGUGUGUGUGUGUUGCUUAAGAUUGAACCCAAGGCCUUAUACAUGCUAGGCAAGUAUUCCACUGAACCUUUUGAGUUUUUAUUAAACUUUAUUUUUCGUUGCCUUAGUUAAGAGCCACUAGUAGUAAUUAUAAUAGGAGUUUAAAGGAAAUAAAUCUAUUUUACAGAGACUACUCAUUUAUCUUAGUCAGAGGUAUUUGUUUGGUGGGGUUGUUUGCAGAGACAAGGUCUCCCUGUAUACCAGGCUGGCCUUGAACUUGCAGCAGUCUUUCUGCCUUGCAUGCUGGGAUUAUAGAUGUGAACUGCCAUGCCCAGUUUGAAGUGUUAUUUUGACACUUUUUAUAAGAAAACCAGUUAUUGGAGAUUCGUUUCCUGUGUAAUUCCCCAUCUCUUGGGUAUAUGACUUUUGAGGACUUGUCUUAAGCAUUUGAGUGAGAGGAGUUUUGGGUUUGUCAUGUUCAGGUGGCUGCUGGGUAUGUUCAGUGUGGCCAUUGGACAACUGCAUCUGAAAUGCUGUGCACUGUUCUUUCUUUCACACCAUUUCCUGCUGUUCUAACGGAGCUGUCCCCCCGCAGGUGCACGUGAUUUCACCUGACAUCUUAGACCAGUGAAGCCCAUGUUUUCUAAACAGCAUGUUUAUACGGCCAUUGUGACUGAUUUCUGCUCCUCCUCACUGUAUACUCUGUUCCACUUGCUCGCAGCUCUGUUAGAACAGUGGUUUUUGUCGUGGUGACUAUUUUAUUAAAUGAAGUGGGUAAAGUAUGGAGCCAGUAGCAGAAUCCUUGGCCUAUGCCUGAAUGAGCUAUUUAGUUUGCCUCCUGUAUUCCCAAACCAGGGAGGAACUAGCUCUUCCCACUUCCUGAGUGCAAGGGCAGGAUUAGAGGACACUGAAGUGAAAAACCUCCGUUUCACCCUUAGUAACUUAAUAAUGCCAGGACGGGCUUUGAAGCCACUGGCCCUGCUUGUAGAUCUUAUUUUCCAAGCCUUUCAGUAUUUGAUUUGCCCUUUUCUGAACUCUACAAUUUCCCUCUCUUGUAGCUGGUUCGAUGCCCAGAACUGAAUGCUGUGCUCCAGCUGUGGCCUCACCGGUGCUGAAUAGAGAGGAAGAGCCACCUUCAUAGCUUACAUGUGAUUCCUCUGCUUAUACAACCCAAUACUGGAUUUACUUACUUUGGCAAGAUAGCUGCAUUGUGCACUGUAUUUAAUGUUCCGUGUACUGUAACCCUGGGUCUUUCUCUGCAUUGCUGCCGUCAACCCCUCAAUCCUGCCAAUCUAAAACUCCUCCUGCCUUUGUUUAUCUGCCCCCUCCCCAGAGACUCCCCAUGCAUUCAUCCACAAUGAAUGUCAUCUUUUUAUUCUCUGGUUUCCUUUUACUUUAUCUUAAGCUCUGGCGAGACUUUCACUCUGUCCUAUAAAUUGUUGCUGUCAGCCAGCUUUUCACCCUGCUUCGGUAGUGGAGCACCCCCUCAAGCCUUUUCUCUGGUCCUUGUCCGGUCGUAGUCCUGAAACCAAGCAUUUGCCAAGGUGGAUUGAUAAGCAUUCACCUGGAGUUUCUGAAUCAGGUACUGGGAACAGCUCUGGUUUGGCCCCCUGAAGUUGUUACCCUGCUUAGUCCUGUCUAGAUUUCCUUACCUCCUCACGACCUCUGUCUGGGUGGAUAGUAUAGUCUUACAGCCCCUCCUCCAGGGAGGAGAUGAAAACAUGCAGUCAACUUACCAGAGAGAUGUCUUGCAGUAAGGAAGUAACUAUUGUCUUUUAGUAGAAUAGCCUUUAGUAGUUUUAAGUUUUUCUAAUUAGAAAUUAGAUUGAGGUAAAUGAAGAAAGUGAAGGAAGAUUUUUUUAAAUGUUGAAGUAGGCCAUGGUUCACCAAGAAAGCCAAAUGGUGUAUCUUGUUCGAUUGGUGGCUGACUCAAAAGGGAGCUGCAGCCUCAUUUUCCUGGACUCUAGAGCAUCAUGAUGCCUGAUUUAGAGAAGGUUUUUAGUUGGUUUAUUUAGGAUUGUUGAUACAGCCGCCCAGUCUUUUAAUUAUAUGCUUUGAUUAAGCAUUUAGAGGAUAAUGUAUUGUAUAAUCUUUUCUGUGGGUGGUAAGAAUUGGAAGAUCUCCAAAUGUCCUUUUUAUCUAUGUCUAAGCUCUCAAGUGAAUCCUAGUGGGUCUUAGGGUAGCAGUUAAGCCGAUGUUUGAGUCAGCCCCCCACCCCCCACCGUCUUAGUGGAUGUGCUCUGUUUAAACAGACUGUUCUUGAGUUUGGGGCAUUUAUUAGACCUACAAGGUACUGCUUACAUGUAUUUGUAUUUUGAAGGAGCGAAAGUUGAUUUGGAAAUUUUUUUAAUGUCAUUUCAGUACAUCAGAUUAUUAUGGUUUUAGACAUUACCAGACACCUGGUAGAUAUCAGCACACUGUAAACAUGUGUUACAGGUGUGUGCUGCAACUAAGAGGUGUGUAGAGCUGUCAGAGAUGGCUGAUUUCAGUAUUCACAAUUACACAACCAAAGGAAAUGAUAAGCUCAGUUUGGUGGCUUUGAAGAAUGUCGUUUCUCUGGUUCCUCCCCAUGUAUAUUAUCACAAUUUACUAAAUUUAUUUUUGAUCAAGAGAAUAAAUGUUUGCAAAUAUAGGAAGGAAUGGGUAGACUUGCUUGUGCCCAUGUCACCUCCUCACGAGUGUGUCACCUCCUCACGAGUGUGUCACCUCCUCAUGAGUGUGGCACCUUUCUUGAAAGGAAAUGUUAGUUUUGUUCCUUGGCUUCUGGAAUAACCCAGUGACAAAGCCAGUCAACUGGACUUUGGUGUUCUGAAUGCUGUUCUGUAGGCUGCCAGUAAGCAGUGAGAAGGGUCUGCUUCCAUCUCCAUUUAUGGUCUCAGAAGGGGAAAGGGACAGGACUGGGACUCUCUAUUUACAGUCCUUAGGAAUCGAGUGGAGUGGUUGGGGUGUUCUUGGAGGCAGAAACUAGACAUUGUAAGAUAAAAAUAAAUUGUCAGGGGUUGUUUGCAAUUCAAAUUCCGAUCUCUGAGUAGGGCAGAGGGUGCUGGGAAAGGGGAGUAUAAGCAGGGUCAAGGGAGAUUUGCAGCGCUUCUCUCCGUUGGGAGAUUUGACCAUGACACACAUUUUCCAAGUUUAUGUUUCUGGAUUGUUCUAGAAAGUUUUGUCCUAUGGGGUCACAAUUCUCUGUUGCAAAAAGAAAGCUGAGAUGAUUUUUAAAGGAAAGAAAGCUGAGAUGAUUUUUAAAGGGUUUAUGGGAAGCCUCGGUUCUGUAAGAUAUUAUCAUUUGAGGCGGUGGGGAGAUGCUGUGAAAGUGAGAUGCUUGUUUGGGGGUUCAAGGCUCCAGGGAGGGUGACUAUGUCUGAGGGAGAUGAUCAUGUCUCAUGCUUUUAUUAUUCUUUUUGCCUGUUUGGAUUUCUGGCCUCAUGGAACAGAGUUAAAGAGUCUUUGAGGGAGUGUCUGUAGGUUGUCAGCUGUGGUUUAAAGGUACUGCACUCAUGGAGAGCCCUAAAGACUCAGACUUGUUUUCAUUUGGUGAGAUAGAUCAUGUAUUAGUUUAUGGAACGCAACUUCUCCUUUAGGAGAAUCUUACAGUCUUGAUAAUAACUAGUUAGCGAUAAACUAGUUUUAACAGUUAAGUUAGAAAAUAUUUAGGAGCCACCAUGGAAAGGAGAUUUUAUCUCUCAAGAAAAUUCUGAGUGGACCCCCAUAAAGUAGAAGAGUGAUUAGAGGGAGGGAAGGAAGGUAGAGUCAGUAGAUCCUGAGUGACUAGAUUUUUAAGCUGAGACGACAAAGUCCUUGAUCUGUCUUUUGAUGGGUCAAGUAAGAGCAUAAGGUGUGUACCAUUAAAUAUGGGAAACUGGGCUAGUCUGAAGUAUGUAAUAGAAAAAAGACCAUAAAAAACGAGAGUCGAACAAGGCAGCAAUGUUCCCCAGGUUUUGUCCUUGAGCUUGCAUGAUGGUAUUUAUUUGCUGUGUGUCAAGUGACAGAAAGAGUGAGGUAACUCCCUCACCUCCUAAGAAAGACUGUUGGCCUUGUUUGUUGGUUUGUUUAGCUGGCAGUUUCAGUUGGUAGACUAGUAAAAUGUAGGAAUUAAUGUACUACUUCUUGGUCAUUGUGUUUGAGACUGGAGACUUAGGACAUUAUUGAUUUGAUUUCUGCUUAAAUUGUAGAAGUUUUUACCAUGACAGAGUGAGUUAGUGAGGACCACAGACUCUGUAGAGACCUGUUUUGUCAGCUACGUUGUCUAGGCAACUGUUUUCCCCUGUACUCCUUAACCAAGGGUAAGGAAGGUGUUCUUCACUUGGGGAAUUCUUCUUUCUGUCUUCUUUCCCUCACGUCUUCCAAAUUCUGGGCACCACAGCAGCUCUCUCCUGUGGCAGACCCUUCGCAGGUGUUACAGUCGGGUGAAAGAACAUGGUGUUGGGAAAAGAAAGAGCAGUUACACAUUUGAACAGUUGGAACAGGUGUUUGGUCAGGGAGGAUGGGAUGCUCAGCCCUGCCAGCCUGUACUUAUUAACAGUAGUGGCUUGUACCAGGAGCUGGAGUCAGAUGGCAGCACUAUGGAGGACUAUUCACAGGAGGACUGGGGAAACCACAGUCAGGAUCUCCAUGGCUACCCAACAGAUCAGGAAUUGGAUGAAAUGCCAGUUUCAAAGAGAACAUUAAAAAUAAAACAAGAGUCUUCUGAAGAAGCACAGAAACGAGACACCAUGCAGAAUAUUGUACAGAUUUUGGAGUCAGUGCAGUUGAAAUGGGAACUGUUUCAGAGCUGGACAGACUUUUCAAGACUCCAUCUUUCCAAUAAACUGGCCAUUUUUGGAAUUGGCUAUAACACCCGCUGGAAAGAGGAUAUCCGUUACCAUUAUGCCGAGAUCAGCUCACAGGUGCCCCUUGGCAAGCGUCUUCGGGAGUACUUCAACUCUGAGAAGCCUGAGGGACGGAUAAUUAUGACCCGAGUGCAAAAAAUGAACUGGAAGAACGUGUACUACAAAUUUUUAGAGAUCACCAUUAGUGAAGCUAGAUGCCUAGAGCUGCACAUGGAAAUUGACUGGAUACCCAUUGCCCACUCCAAGCCAACUGGUGGGAAUGUUGUUCAGUAUUUACUGCCAGGAGGGAUUCCUAAAAGUCCAGGUCUUUAUGCCAUUGGCUAUGAAGAAUGUAUUGAGAGGCCUCUCUCACCAGAUGUGGAGCACCAGGCCCUGGACCCAGGAAAGGAGGGCCGGGUUGGCCUGGAAACCCUCUCUGCACAAGCCUCAUUACAGGUGGAAAUAGAACCCACCCGGAUCGUCUACUGCUACCUCGGUAUUGCUGAGGUCAGGACUCUGCAGCAGUGCUUGUUUUUACAUUUCCAAGCAAAUACCAAAACCUUCAGUAAAGAUUGGGUUGGUAUUAAUGGGUUUUUGUCUCAGAACUGUAUUGUGGAUCCUGGAAUUUCCCCCAAAUCCAUCUAUAUCAAAUUUGUAGAAGUUGAGAGGGAUUUUCUUUCCGCAGGCUCAUUAGUUGAGUGCCUGGAAAAAGCCAUCGGAUAUCCCUUAAAAUUUAACAACUGAGUGUCAUCCUUCAUAAGGAUUUGGGCGUGUGCAUUCUUCUCCCUUCUUCCCAUUACCCAGACUACCCCACAUCCAGAUGCUGCCAUCAGACUCUUCAUGGGAACUCUUUCCACGAUGAGACCAAUGCAACCUCUAAGGAAUCAUAGUAGACUCUGGGCAGAAAAAGCAGACCUCACCUGAAAUGCUCAUUUUGAGUAAGCAGGUCUUGCAUGGUGGGUCAGUUCUUUUUUAAAAAAAGAAAACAUCAAUUUUUAAAUGGAUUUUAGAGCCCUGAUAUAAACAAAUAUAGGUACAUUCCAUAUUGGACAAAACUUAUACUUUGAGUUUCAUAUGAAAUUGAAAAUUGUAUUUUUUUCACAAUGUUUCAUUUUUACACAUCUCUAUAAGUAUUAUUUACGACCUUGAAUAAAUAAGCAAUAGAUAAUGGCAAGUAAAUCUUGAGCCACAGCAAAUAAGGCUGUUUUCCAAUAUUACCUUUAGCUACUAUUGUAUAUAAUUUAGAGUUUCAUUUUUUUCACCAACCAAGUGUUUUGCUAUUUCCAAUCAGUGUUGCCUGCAAAGACUUUUGUUUAUGUGAUGUAUAACUUUUAUGGUUGUGUUAUCAUUUAAAUUAAAAAAAAAAAAAA